AACACCGGAAGCAACCACUGGCGGUCCAAAGAAGGACUGGCUGCCAGGAAGUACUGCGAAUGAAGUUCAUCUUUCUAAGCGGUGUGAUGGCGGAUGUGAGUGACACAAUAGACACCAUGAAGAACUAUCGCAUAGCCUUCGAGAAGGUUAACCCUGACCUCAGCCGCUACCCGUUCUGCAUCGUGUGGACGCCCAUCCCCUUGCUAUCAUGGCUGCUUCCCUUUAUUGGACACAUGGGGAUCUGCACCUCCUCCGGUGUGAUCCGGGACUUUGCUGGACCCUACUUUGUCUCGGAAGACAACAUGGCCUUCGGGAGACCAACAAAAUACUGGAUGCUUGACGUGAGCAAGGUCCACGCCGGCGGCUCCAACGCCUGGGACACUGCCGUCAGCGACGCGUCAGAGGAGUACAAGCACCGCAUGCACAACCUCUGCUGCGACAACUGUCACUCACACGUCGCCAUGGCGCUGAAUCUGAUGCGCUACGAGAACAGCACCUCGUGGAACAUGGUCAACCUCUGUCUGCUGGCGUUCGUCCACGGCAAGCACGUCAGCUGUGCCGGCUUCCUGAAGACCUGGCUGCCAAGCCUGAUGCUGGUGGGAGUCAUUCUCACCGCGGUCCUGGCCCUUAACCUGCGGUGACCUGGGGUCACAGAAGGACUAUCGGGGAGGGUGCACCGGGUCACAACCUCACCAACCCCCCUCCCUUCAAAGCCCUGGAGUCCGAAUGACCUUCUCGGCCAUGGAAGGUGUUUUUUUUUAUUUUGUUGAACUUUUGUGUUCAGUAGCGUUCCAGACACCGCUCAAUAUUCCCUGUUGGUUCUUUUUUAAUGAACACACGCAAUGAUGAGGUUCCGCAAACGCGUGCUUCCGUUGAUGGCGUUUUUCUAUAUUUUUGAGGACUAAAACAGCAGAGGAGAUGGAACCCUGCCCUCUGAACAACGUAUGCCUUAUUAGGAAUUAACAACGUUGGCAACAUGCUUGUUUUGAUGCAGUGCCCACAUGUAAACUGUUAGAAUGCGGCAUUGUUAUUGUUUUUUGGGGUGUUUGUUUUGUAGCAUUGGAUCCUUGAUACUAACACUAUUUACUAUGAAAUACCGAAAAGGCCUGCAUCUUCUAAAACAAGAGUAAUUGUUUCUAUAGAAUCUAUAUUGUCAAUAUUGUGUAUUUUUAGAUGUCCUUUACAACGGUAUAACUUUGAUAGGUUUACAAUAUCGAUAUCCUAACUAAGUGCAUAUCUGAUCAACUGCAAAAUAAUCGGAGAAACCUCGACUAUUCUUGGCGACCAUAACCUGUAGCUGUAAAUGAAUGAAUGAAUGGCUGAUUGCUUUUGUAUUAUAUUGUGCCAAAUGUUUAUACAUGCAUUAUGCGCCCAACCUGAGUAGUGUCCUUAAAGGGGUUAGAAUACCUGCUUAUUAAUGUAGCAGGUAAUUUAUGGUUUUUUAAACGGGUAUUGAGGAAGAUGUGUCCCCUUUAUUGACCUGGUUUAAAAAAAUAUAUCAUUGUUUGAUGUAGCACAGCUGCUUUUGCCUUUCUUUAAAUCUUUACAUUAAAUACAGUGUACAAAUAUUGCCCAGGAAAAGUUUUUUUCAUGGAUAAUUAUGUUUUUUCUUUUUCUUUUUUUUUUCAAAGAUCUGGUAGCAUUCACUUAAGCACUUUAUAUUUUGUUAUUUUAAUGGACCUUGCAGCCUUCAAUGUUUAAGGUGGGUUUGGGGGAGGUAUUUUUUUAUUUUGUAUUAUUCUACAAUAAUCCCAAACGAUGUUGGGCACUCAAAAUCCGUUGCCAUGGCUGUAGUGAGUGGAUUCAAAUCCCCUUAUUGUUUGUAAUCAAACAGGAGGAGGGUUGAGCCCUCUCUGUGGCUACAGGGCUAGCUAGAAACAGCAGGCAGCCAGGAUCCUCAGGACUUUCUCACACACGCACACACACACACACACACACACACACACACACACACACACACACACACACACACACACACACACACUCUCACUCUUGAGAGUCUCUUGUGGCUACUGACGGCCGGGGCUCCUGCUGUUUUUGGUUUGUUGUUUUUUUCUUCUUCUUCUGCUCGCAGAGUCGCAGCGCCGUGGAUCAGAUUAGAAGGUCAUUGUGAAAUGUCUCUCCACCGCGCAACAUUACGGCUUUGAUCUAGGGCCCGUUGUUCCACGGUUUAACUCAAAGCAGGGUCGUAUAGUCUCAUGUUUAAAAUGGCCUGUUUGGGAACAGCCUCAUUCAGUUUCCCCAUUCCUUUAACAGGACAGACAGGGGGUUGAUUCAAACAUUUAACCAAUGCUCACAACCUUUUUGAGCAGCUGUAAAUAUUUCAGCAAAAUUAGUAAUUCAUAUUUUUUCAAAUUUUGUGUCCUAGAACCUGUUAUGUUUAGUUUUGACUGAAACUAUUUUAACAAAUCUCAGACACUGUUCUACUGUGUGCCUGCGUGUGCUUGCAUGCCAGCAUGUAUGUAAUAAUAUAAGUCUCAUUGGACCUAUGUAUUUUUGCAGAGAAAACGUUUCACAUGUAUGUGGUGGCUUCACAAAACAUUUCCUUGUGAGUGAACUGCCUCCAUUAGUUUCCAAAGGUUGUGAGUUGUUGUGUAGUUCUUUUCACAGGUGCUUGGGUGGAAGCUGAUUGUACUCCUGCUUUGUUUUGCUUGUUGCCAAGGUAAACUACUUGAAAAGUUGUGCUUUUUAUGUUUGCUUGUAACAAUACCGUUACAAAGGCUGUAUUGGGGUUAAUUCAGUCAUUGCUGACAGUGCAGCAAUGGUGAAUCUCUACCCAAGAAGCCAGUUGGAAUCUGAAUGCACUGCUGCUAUAUUUUGUCAGCGGUAAUUCAUCACUGCUGCUUUUUCUUUUUUAUUUCAAAAUAUCUUUCUCAGAUUUAUUAUGUUUAAUAGGUAGAUAGGGUGGACUCUAUUUGUGUCCAUGGUAUAUAAUAGGAGCAAGAAACGCCGUUUGAGUCCCUUUGGGAAUCCCUGGCAAGGCUGAUACAGCCAGAGCCUUCUCUGUGUUAGUGCAGGAAAAGAUGCCGCGGAGGCAGUAAUCACUUCUUGGCAGAUACUUUCAGAAGAUACACAAUGGGAUUAUUUUAUUUUUUCUGAAUUUCGUGAUGUAUUUCUUUUCUGCGGGGCUAUUAAUAGCAGGGGUUUAUGUGAGGUCCGCAGCGUUAUGUAGCAAAGGCAGUGUUUUAUGCACCAUCUAGAUCGAUGAGUGUGUGUUUUUGGGGUUUGUUUUAUUCACCCACCCCUAUCCCAUGAGACACCGUGACUUAACACGUGGGGUAAAACCACAACGAAAUAACCUCGCCCUGUGAAAGGAUUGUGAAUUUGUGACACCGACAAAGAAGUAUCUGAUAUGUUAUCAAAGUGCAUGUGCAGGAAUGCAAUAUGGUCCAGCCUUUUUUUGUUGUUGUCAUGGACUUAAGACUGCUGCCCGCAGAGGUGCCUUGUAUCUAAGAGCCUGGUCCUGGAAUGUGGAGACCUGUGGUUCCACUCAACUCACUCCCUACAGACACAAAGGACAGGACGCUAGUUUACCAGCGGCCCUGUCCAUAUAUGUGACUAUUUGUGAACACCACUCUUGAUUCUCUAUGACCUCAUUCAUAUGCUUUCUGUUCCACAGCAUAGUCUGUCGAACACUUAUAAUGGAGAGAUGAAACCUAAUGGGAAGAAUGUAUCGCCUAGCCUUCAAGUGAAUCUUUGGCCUGUGAAUGUAUGACUCAUCAUAAUAAAACCCUUGUUGUCUAUUAAAAAUCGAUUAAAGAUUACUGCUUUUGUAUGAAAGCUUUGUUCAUUUUAU
Messenger RNA from Gadus chalcogrammus (walleye pollock), 3796 nucleotides. It is a transcript of the gene tmem222b, whose product is annotated as transmembrane protein 222b. NCBI's taxonomy places the organism in Eukaryota, Metazoa, Chordata, Actinopteri, Gadiformes, Gadidae. The coding region runs from base 60 to 641 and encodes 193 amino acids. The transcript is spliced from 6 exons. The record is from RefSeq and is a predicted model, not a curated record.